This is a messenger RNA of Entamoeba nuttalli P19, 1938 nucleotides long. Its product is annotated as SPRY domain containing protein. Gene Ontology annotation, molecular function: protein binding. The record is from RefSeq and is a predicted model, not a curated record. Bases 1 to 1938 code for a protein of 645 amino acids. Lineage: Eukaryota; Evosea; Mastigamoebida; Endamoebidae. The transcript has a single exon.
AUGGUUAUUAAUAAAAAAUGUUUGUCAACAUUAUUUGCACUUAAAGUAAAUCCAUUAUUUAGAAAUGAUAAUGACCUUUGUUGGCUUAUAAAUCAUUUUCAAAUAGAAACAAUUGACUUCAGUGAUAUGCCAAUUUCAUCUAUAGAACUUUUAACAAAAACUAAAAGAAUAAGAAAUCCUAAUUUUUAUCCAAUUAUUAAAAAUGGAUUGUUAAAUGAAUCAAAUGCAUCUGAAAUAUUCGAAAAAGUAACUCAUUUAAAAUUGUAUAAAAGAACUGAAGAAGACCAGAUGAAUGAAAUCGAAAAUAUGAAUAACUUAAUAUUAAAAUAUUAUAAGAGUUUCGUUCAUUUAAAUUAUUUGGAAGGGGAUUUAGAAUUAGUAUUAUAUUUUCUUACAAGAUAUACCAGUUAUGGAAGGGAAAAGUUUAUAAAAAUACCAUCAACAUUAUUAAUUUAUUCUUUAAAUGGAAAUGUAAUUGAAUUAAAGAAGAAUAAUAUUGAAUUGAUUCAAAAAAUAGAAUCACUUAUUCCUGAUAAUCAAAUAAUAAAUUUUUAUAUUAUUUUUGAUAAUAACUCAAAAAAAGAAUUAUUUAAAAGUCAAGUUACUAAUUCAUGGUAUAGAAGAAUAAGUUAUGAAUUAAAUGAACAGUGGAAUAAAAAUGUAAUUUGUGAUGGAGGUUGUUGUAUUCUUUUUAAACGAUUGAUUGAUAAUUCAAUGAAUGAAUUAUUAAAUAAAAUGUAUCCAAAAGAAUUGAUUUUUGAAGAAAUAACUACUACAACAAAAUGGGAUAUUCCAUCAUAUAUUACUACUAUUCAUAUUAAUUAUUCUAGUAAAACUACUCAUUGGAAAUUUAAACCAACUUUAAGAUUUAUUAAAGAAUUAUUUAUGAAUCAAAUUGACUUUAUUAUUAUUUCAUCUUCUCUAGAAAAUCUUCAACAAAUGUUAUUAUGUUCAUGUCAAGAAUCAACAUUUCAAAAUUGUGAAAUGAAGUCGUUGAAAAGAAUUAGAAUUAUAAAUUCUUUUCAACUUAGUUUUUGUAAAUGUAGUUAUAGUAGUUUAGAAGAACUAACAAUCAUUAAUAGUGGUGGUGUACAUUUCACUAAUCUUUUAAUGUCAUUGAAAAAAAUAGAGUUAGUAAAUAGUAGAAGAUUAACUAUUCCUUUUGAACAUGAACAAAAUAAUACCUUCACUUUUUAUAUCGAGUCAUGUUCAGAAGUUCAUCUUUCUCCAAGUAUACUUAAAUUAUUAAAUCUUAGAUCAAACCAUCAUGAGUUUUCUAAUACUUUUUAUUUUCCACCAAUCAAAGAGUAUCAAAACAAACAUUUAUUUACAUUCAAUAAAUUUAUUUCAUUUUCAAAUGAUAUUGAAGUAAUUGAAGAUUCUAUUAGAAGAAUCAAAGAUAAAAAUAGUAUGGAAGAAUAUGAUUUAAUUGUUUCAAGAGACUUUGGAACAUUUUCUAAUUACUAUAAAAAACAGAUGUUUAGUACUAUCCAAGGAGAGGUAUAUUAUUUAAAAGGAAUACGUUAUAUUGAAAUUACUGUUGUUGGUAAUAGUUGGAUUUCUAUUGGAUGUAUUGAUGAAGAUAAUUAUGAAUGUACAAUAUCUUCUCAAUUAGGUUGGUUAAAGAAUAGCAUUGGUUUUCAUUCAGAUGAUGGAAAGGUUUAUUUAGAAUCAACUUAUAAAACAAUUGCACAAGGAUUGGCUUAUGGAAAUAAAGUAGGACAGACAAAUAUUAUUGGUAUAGGAUAUGAUUGCUUUAAUGAAGAAAUCUUUUAUACAAUUAAUGGAUGUUUCUGGAAAAAAUUUAAAAUUCCUUGGAGAAAUGUAGCAGUUGCAAUUUCAUUUGGAAGGUUUCAUCCCAUUCAAAUUAAUUCAGGAAGAAAACCUUUUCUAUUUGAUAAUAGACAAAUAUUUUCUGAAUUACUAUAUAAUAGCUAA